GGCGCGAACCUCGAAAGAGUGUGUGUGUGUGUGUGUGCGUAUGUGUGUGUGCACGCGGUGUGCGUGCGUGCGAAUACUUGUGACUGGCCGUGUCGAUGCGCGGGGAUUUGGCCAGUGUGUCAGUGUGAAAGAAGACAAUUGACUCGCAGCCGUCGCCGUCCGUCGGACGGUGCUCAGCCCAGCGGGGGCCUUCUGACGUCACAUCCUGCCCCGCGGCCUGUACCGAGAGCCCGCGAUCUCAUCUGGACCACGACGAACGAAGGAAAUUGAAUUGCUCUUUCAGCGAAUGAGGAACGAUGAUCUACCGCGACAAAAGGAUCCUCGGGAUCCUUGUCCUGCUCAACGUAGUCGCGAAGAUGCCGGCGAAUCAGACGGAUUCGCCAAAAACAGAUAUAAUCGAAGAAACCGAAGAAUUUACUACGACCAAAAGGAUUCUGCCCGACAGAUGUCUUGUCAAGACAGAACCGGGACCCUGCAAGCACUACGUACACAAAUGGACCUUCAACAAGGCCGAAGGAAAAUGCCGAACUUUUCCUUACGGCGGUUGUUUGGGAAAUGAAAAUCGAUUUAAUUCAGAGGCGGAGUGCCUCCAUUAUUGCGUCGGUGGUGCCGAUCAUACGCUACCGCCUUAUCUUGUAACAAAGGGCAACGUAUUUGUGGCAACGAGCACCACGACAAUGAGCACUCCACCGUCGACCACCAGUAGCACGCCACGACCGACCUUUACACCCCCGAAACCAACGAAACCGCCGGUGCCAAAGCACCUACGAGGAAAGGAAUUGACUUUCAUGGAAUCUGGUCACGAGAAAACGUUCAUGUUCGCACAAAGUAAUACUUUCAUCCAGCUCGACGGCCCUGGCAUCAAAACCUUCCAGUUGAGAUUAUGUCGCGAGAUAUCCUUCAAGUUCCGCACCAAGCUUCCACACGGUUUGCUAGUUUAUCACAGUGUCAAAGAUCGCCCAGAGAGCCUCGACCCUUAUGCCCUUUAUGUGAUAGUAGAGAAGGGUCAGUUAAAAGUUGUUCAUGUAUUCGGCAAACAGUCGACUAGUUUAAUAGUCGGUCAAGGACUUAACAGAGACGAGUGGCACAGCGUUCUCGUGAGGAUCGACGUGCACGGGGCAAAGUUAAUCGCCAGGGUCGACGAUAAACAAGCCGAGACUACUCUAAAAGUUUUAGAGCGCAUCGUUAAUUACGGAGUAUCCGAAGAACUGGCCUCGGUAGUCCUUAUCGGAGGUGAGAGAUUUCUUCCCCACGGAAUUUUUUGUUUCUUUAUCACUUAUUUUCACUUUAUUUUGACAGGACUGAGUUCCGAAGAACGAUUGCAUGGAGUGAAAUACAUAAUAGAAUCCUUUGUCGGCUGUAUCAGGGAUAUGGUUCUGAGUUCCGGCAAAUCCGCCAGCGAUCUACUGCCCAUUCGACCACUAAUCGCGACCAAGCAUGAGAAUGUUAAGGAAGGAUGUAUCGAUAAGUGCAGGACACGAGAGAACUUGUGCUUCGUCCCCGAUCAAUGUGUGAAUCACUAUAAUAGUCUGACGUGUGACUGUUUCGGCACGAAUUAUGAGGGUGAACGUUGCGAUGUGUACACCGCGACCAUACUGACGCUUAGAGGCUCCUCAUACGUGUCCUUUCGCGUGUACGAUUGGAAGGAUCGUGUUCACUCGUCUGUCAACAGGAUCAGCCUCGCUUUUAAGACAAAAUGGGACAAUUCUGUCUUGUUUUAUGCUUCUGGUGAAAUCGACGGCACGCCGCAUUACAUUGCAGCUUCCAUUAUAAACGAAUCGGUUCACGUUGAACUCGAUUUCGGACAUAAUUCGAAGAUCUCCACCACGUUGGGCGAUUACGUCACGUCGGAUCAUUGGAAUAACUUGACCAUAUUCCAUAACGGAUCCUCCGUCUUCGUCAGUUUAGACGACGAGGUCAAGGUACUAGAAAUACCGGGAGAAAAUUGGAAUAUGAUUAUCGAUCCGGAAAUAUACAUCGGUGGUGGUCCGGAGCUCCACAAAAAGAAGGGUCUCCUGUCGCACAAUAAUUUUGCAGGUUCCCUGAAGUAUGUGUUUUUCAACGACAAAUCAAUUAUAUACGAAUUGAAGCGCUCUAACCCUAUGGUGCACUACAUCGGUGUGUUGGAACCGGAAUACUACGAAGCCGAUGUCGAAGUCAUUCCGAUCACGUAUCCUUUCGCGGGAAGUCAUAUCUGGUGGCCGAUCGAGCGAACUAAUUCGCUGAAGUUAAACUUCGAUUUCAAAAGCUCAAAGCCAAUCGCGAUUGUCGCUUCAGGAGAUGUUAAGAGCAGUCGCGGUGUUGGUUACUGGGAGUUACGUCAAGUCAAUGACGAAAUUCGUUUCCAACUGGUACCAGUUUUAACGGAAAACAUUACGGUAUCAACUUCCGUGAAGUUUCCGCCUUACAAUACUUCUUGGCACGCAGUUGAGCUUAAUUAUACAAAAGGUGAACUUAACAUCCUCCUCGAUUACAGAAAUAAACAGAGCAAGCUCUUCGCUAUGGCAUUUGAGUUGGGAGAUAAAGUCAUUAUAGGAAGUGGUAAAAGUAAUGCGGGUCUAGUAGGAUGUAUGCGUGAGAUACGAGUGAAUGGUCAAAGAAUCGAACCUAGACACGUAAUUAAUACCGAAAGAGUAGUCGGAGAAGUCGCUUUAGACAAUUGUCAAUUUGUGGAUCCGUGCAAGAGGCCGAACACUUGUGAACAUGGCGGUAAAUGCUCGGUCAAGGAAGAUAGGAUCACAUGUGAUUGCACAGAUACGGGAUAUAUUGGAAAGAACUGCCAUUUUGCACAAUACAGAAAAACCUGUGAAGAAUUGGCUCUUUUGGGAUACACGCAAGAUGACGUUUAUAAAAUCGACAUCGAUGGAAACGGUAGAUUUCCGCCUGCCUUGGUAAAGUGCGAAUUUCAAUCGAUCGAAGAUUCGACUAAAACGAUUGUCGAACACAAUCUACCCUCCCAAGUGGACGUCAGAUCUAUCACCGAGAGCGACUUCUCCUUCAAUAUCAAGUAUAGGCAGUUCACCGCCGAAAUGCUGCAAGAAUUGAUCUCGCACUCGCUUUAUUGCAGUCAAUAUGUAAAGUACGAUUGUUACAAGGCACCCUUGGACUUGCAUAGCGCUACGUGGUUCUUAGGUUCCAAAGGUACCACUGUCGAUUAUAUCGGCAACGUCAAUCGUGGAUCCUGUCCUUGUGGAAUGAACAGAACAUGCGUGAAUUCCAACUUGAGCUGCAAUUGCGAUGUGUCUACUGGAAACGCCGGAAAAUGGUUGUCAGAUGAGGGAUAUUACGAAACACCUGAUUCCUUAGGCAUCACCGGAAUGGUGUUCUUGCAACAAAGAGAUCUCGAAGAAGAUGCUCGGGGACGUAUCACCUUAGGGCCAUUGGAAUGUGUUGAAACAAAUACACAAAAAUACGUGGUAACGUUCACGACGUCGCAAUCAUACAUCGAAGUGCCUGGUUGGAGAAAGGGUGACAUAGCCUUCAGUUUUCGAACAACAGGCGAGAAGGCUAUUCUUCUCUAUCAACCGCCAAUUCGGAGUAACUAUCCUUCCUUCAUGGUCGCCCUAACAUCGGAAUAUCGGUUGACCUUUAAUUUCACUCUGAAUACCGGUACUAAUCGCGAAUUACAAGUAGAAAGUCGACGAAAACUGAAUAAUGGCGAGUGGCAGAAGAUUUGGAUUGACUACAAUGAUUAUCACGUGAGAUUUAUGAUCAACACUGACUUUCGAAUGGUAGAUUUGUUUCCUGAAGAGGAAUUUGGGCCCUUCGAGGGAUCUAUGUUCAUUGGCGGAGCUACUGCAGAGCAUUUGAAAACUUCUUCUGUUCGACAAGGCCUUAUUGGUUGUUUCCGUGGUCUCGUUGUUAACGGAGAAAUAUUAGACAUUCACAGUUAUAUGUCGGUACAUUUAUCAGAAAUCAUUAAAGACUGUAAGCCUUCGUGUCAACCUAAUAAAUGUCAAAACGGCGCCAAAUGCGUCGAGUUGUGGAGUAAUUUCGAAUGCGUAUGCGAAAAUCGAUGGGCACAUUUAGGCACUUAUUGCGAGACAAAUAUCAACAAUAAAGCUUUAACAUUUACCUCACCAAAAGCGUUCUUAAAAAAAAAUUACUUCGGGUCGGACGACAACGAGGAGAGAUUGCAGUUGAAAAGCAUGCUACUAGAAAAUAUUUUAAUUAAUUUAAGAACUUAUGAUACUCAUUCUCUGAUACUUUAUGCGAAUGAUCAUUUGAACAAUUUUGUACAUCUCUACAUCUCAAACGGUACCAAUAUCGUAUACCUUUUCAACGCGGGCAAUGAGAUCAAGAAUAUCACCGUGGAAAAUCCACAUGUCAACACAGGAAUCUCCGUGCAAAUAGCUAUAAUUCGAGGCGAGAAUUGGACUACGUUGUUCGUGAACGAAUAUAACGUCACAUUGAACGCGACACCGAUACUCCUAGACACAUAUUCAAACAAGCCUUGGACGAAUUCAGAGAAAGAAGUUCUCGCACCGCAACGGCCGCCAGCACCUCCCACUGAUUAUUUCCAAGUAAAUUUAGGAGGAUUCGAUCCUGACAAUCUGCUCAGAGUCGGAAAGGAAGGCGCUUUAAUUCAAGGAUACGUUGGUUGCUUGCGAGGACUCAUGAUCGGCAAAUAUCUCGUCGAUCUACCGAGCUUAGCCAGUGAAGCGAAUCAUGAAGGGAGUAAAGGUGUUCUGCCAAAUUGUCAAAUGAAAUGCGACGCGAUGCCCUGCAAAAAUUUAGGAAUCUGCACAGAGGAUUUCGGCAGGCAGGAAUCUUCUUGUAACUGCGAGCUGACGUCCUAUUUUGGCGAACAUUGUGCCGAUGAAAAGGGCGCCGAUUUCAGCGGGGAAAGUGUACUUCAACGCGAAUUCGAACUCGAGGGCGAGGUGAAUCAGGUGAAAGUACAGCUGGCAUUCUCAACGAACGAACUGCGACAGCGUACCACCGCGUUGCUGCUGGUACAAACCGACAACAAAAGGAGCUACUACUUAUUGGUGGCCUUGACGUCCGAGGGACAGCUAAUCUUCGAAGAGGACAGGGACGGCUCGGCAGCUGGAGUACGCCUAAGCGAUCGGAAUUUCCUGAAUGGUGCACGUCACAGCGUCUACUACGUUCGCGAUAAUAACACGGCCAUUCUCUUAAUUGACCGUGAACCCGUCCAAUUGCUACCAAUUCCGGGAAUACCGAUACCAGACGAGGACGAAACUCCGGGUGCCACGGAAAUACAGCUUGGUGGAUUGAAUACCACCGAUUCGCGAUUUACUGCUUAUAAGGGAUAUACCGGUUGUCUCAGCAACGUCGUGAUAUCUAUCAAUGGAGGCCCUGACAUGAAACCGUUAGAGGAAUAUAUGCUAUUUACGAAACAGGGCAGCGAGACCGUGCGAGCAACGAUACCCGGCGGCGUUAGAAGUGCUCAAUGCGCGGUUUUCCAUGUUCAACCAGGUGGUUUUGAACCGCCAAAGAAUGACAGCGUGGGCCGUGAUAAAGCGUGGGUCGAGGAUCCACCGGAAAGAAUCCUAUAUAAAUCGCAAUAUUCGGGCGCUACUCAGGAAGAGCAAGGCGCGGGAACGUAUAUCUUCAUAGCUCUAUGCUGCGUCUUCGUGGCCGCGGUGAUCGGGUGCAUUUACGAGGUGUGGCGAAGUGCGCGCAAGGAUCGUCGACGACGUCGCGACGCGGCCUCAGGAGCUGUUGCGACCACCGCUUCCGGUUCGCAGAGGUGGCAGCCGCAACAGUACACGGAAUCCCUGGUCACCGCGUCUGGCGUGAAAGCGGUCGGCUUCAAGAUGGACGAUGACAAGAGGCCGAAUGGAACUCACGUAAAAGUACCCAAUUCCAAAGAAUACAAACCACUGCCGAAUUCAGAACCCAAGGAGUUAAUGAACGAUAAAAAAGUUCACAUUAAAGCAGACGAAGAACCAGAGAAAAAGGAGCUCCUAGGGGUAAAUACAGGCAUCGUCAUUAAACCUGUGAAACCGAACCCAUUCUCAAUGGAAGAUCUAACAGAAGAACCCGAACUAGAAGAACGCGAGGAAGAAGAGGAAGAAGAAGAGGAAGAGGACACCCAGGAUCCGGAGGUAGACGAAAACAAAGAUCAACUAACACAGGAAUAUCAGCAAGAGGAGCAAAAGGACACGAAUAACGAUCGAGAUGGCGAGCUUCUAGUUAUGCCGGUAAGAAACAAGACGGCAAGAAAAGCUUCUUUGACUGACGAACUGGACCCUGACGAAACGCAGGCCCUCCUCGAGACAAACUUUUCCGUGACGGGUUUGAAUGAGAUCAAAACCGAACGUAUAAUACCGAAACCAAAUAACACGAAGAGUGCAGCAAAUAAUACCAUGCCGAAGAGACCGAUGAGUCUCGACCUCAACGCGCCAAUCAAGUUCAGAAAGCUGCGCGGAGGAGUUCGGCCCGAGAAGGUCACGGUGAAGUUGGUCAAUGGUGACGAAGUGAGUCGCCAGUCUCGAGGCAGAGGCUACGUCGGCGUCGCGUCCGCGUAUCGCGCUCAAGAACAAUUGAACUGACUGACGACAAUAAUUAAAAAGUUCAAGAGCAGUCGCGCGUUUCAACUAUUGUAAAUAUCGCAUAAAGCGAUCGUUCUUAAAUGACAAUCACAUGUAAAUUUUACGACGGUACGAUUUAGCUACUUACUGUGAGUACGUAACAAGAUCGCUGAGUGUGGUUGAAAUGUAACAUGGCUAAUGUCAAAGGUGCUUAACUAAAAAUUUCUAAUAUUUAUCUAAACGGGAAAUUUGUGAGUUAGGCGCCUGUAAUACUUGGCCAUUCAUAACUAGUUCUAGCACACGCAUAAUUAUCCGCUCAAAAUCGCAUUUUACGUGCGGAAUAGAAGUUCAUUAUUAAGAAAUAAAAUAGUAGUAAAAUAAUGCGUUUUCUUCUAACGAUGACAAUUGGUCAGUGCAAAUUUGAUAAAUUGCUUUGAAAUUGUCGCAUAUUCUUUACUUUGCAACGUAAACACUAAUUCAUAAACUACGCGUUUUACUUAUUUAAUUUUAUGAUUUAGCUACACAUAAAUCAGUGUAUACAUUUGAUUGAAAGUUUGGCUCACAGCCACAUUCGGAGAGAGAAAGACAUUCGAGUAAUGUAAAGUUUAGUGUCAUAGUCAAGCACCUAUUUGUGUUUCUUAUGUAGCACGUCGUCAGUAUUUUUCCAGUAUUGAUUAGCUGUAGGAGAAGCCAUAUGUACUUAGCUUGAACAAAAGACUAUUUUAAGACUCUAGUGCCUAUAUAAAAUAACAAUAACGAAUUCAAAAUAACAUUGAAAGUAAAUCUACAACGAAUAUCGAGAAUAAAAAAAACUUAUAACUUUGAGAAAUUUAUGAAAAAAUCAAUUUUAUUUUUAAUAAAUUAAAAUGAAAUAUUGUCUACUAAAGAAAGGUCACCACAGCAUAAAUUUAUGUUAUUGUCAUCGAUGGCUGCGGUGUACACACAAAAGGAAGCAAACUAUUCUAAUAUUGAAAUUAUACUGACAAUGAAUGAAUAUCACGAAUUUGAAAUUUUAAGAAUACUUUGUAUUAUUUUUAGUAACAUAUAAUAAUUCUAUAUAAUAAUUCUAAUUUGUUUGUUUUGUGUACACUCGCGAGGCUGUUUAGUUUGAUUUCGCUGCUUCGUACAAUCGUACAAAAUGUGACGUUUGUGUGCUUUUGGUGGCGAUCACACAAAAUAAUCAUGCGAUAAAAUUCACAAAGCAUACCGAAAUCAUCCAAAAUCCGAUCUCGACCUCAGACUUUAAUAUAUCCGACAUACUUUCAGCACAGGGAUUGGUCUAAUGUUGAGGAGAGCGUUAUACCGUUAGACUCCAUUUUAAAACCCGAUGAAACGAAAACAUCGUGCGAAUUAUAGAGGUACGAUGUGUCACAUGCACGUCGAUGAUAAUCUAUACGAAUGUUAACUCAACAAUCGCAUCUUGAUUUGCAUUUUUCGUAGCCUUCAUUCUUCUCUAAAUCGCAGAAUUUAAUAUUGUUAAUGAUAUAAAAAUUAUAUCUAAAUAAAGUUCUCCAUAUGCAUUGGCAAUUAACAAAAAAUUUUUUGGGAUAAUAUUAUAGAAUAUAGAUUGAGCAUUACAUGUAAUCAUAAAAUAAUCGUAGUUCUACAGUUAAUUAGUAUUACUGUGAUUAUUUAAUGGCUACAGGUAAAACAUAAACUAUUACACACAAAAGAUUACAAUUUAUUUAUGAAUCAGAAAAAUGUUUUGUCACGGCUGAAAUUGAUACAAAAAAUUUUAUUAUCCCGACACUUUAAUUAGCGGACUGUUAGCGUUUUGAAUUUUACGAUUUAAACUUUUGGCAAUUUCUGAAUUUUUAUUUUUGUCAUUUUUUAAAUAUUUUAUUAAUGCUGUAUUAACAAUUCAUCAAUUCAUAGCUGGCGUACGAAACAGAUAUGCGUGUUCAAAUGUACCUCAUCCUUCUCUAAAUAAGAACGUUUACGAUGCAUCCCCUAAUCGGAAUGACGAAAAGAUUUAUAUUCUUCUGAAGCAAUUAGCAAUUCUUAGACAUUAAUCCGUGAGUCUUGAGAUACAUUUUAUAGCAUGUUAUAUACAGACGAAAACGACAGAGAAGAAAUAUACGAUUUUUUCCAUUAA
Messenger RNA from Monomorium pharaonis (pharaoh ant), 8592 nucleotides. RefSeq lists its product as uncharacterized. The record is from RefSeq and is a predicted model, not a curated record. The coding region runs from base 297 to 6518 and encodes 2073 amino acids. The transcript has 25 exons. Gene Ontology annotation, molecular function: serine-type endopeptidase inhibitor activity. Lineage: Eukaryota; Metazoa; Arthropoda; Insecta; Hymenoptera; Formicidae.